AUGGUAUAUGGAUUGAUUGUUCAUGCACUGCCAAGUGUUGCAGGAGCAGCAACAACGACAUCUGACAACUCUGCAUAUGUAUAUUGCUCUCAGUAUUACUCAUCAGAGGGUAACAAUGACUUGAUGGCUCAGCGUCAGACUGCGAUCGUACAGCGUGUUAUAAGCGAUCAUCAGUUCAAGUACGUCUGCGACAAUACAAAGCCAGACGAGAAGCUCUACCCAGACUGGGCCGUGGCGCACAUUCAACGUGUGAAGGAACAGAAUGCAAUACUUCAGUCGACGAUGACACCGUCGUCAACUUCGUCAUCGUCACAGGCCGCUCGAACAAGUGACAGUGGCUCAAGAGAAGGUGUCUUUAGAAUAGUGCCACCAAAGUUCCAGACAACACCCAACAUCACACCACAGAACGAUCCAAUAGCGCCCGUUGCGCACUACUUUGCCACAAGCAAGUAUGUCAUUUGGAAACAGAUGCUAGGUGCAUGCUUCACAAUCAUAUGUGAGGAAGAUGAGAACAGACUGCUGGUUGCCAACUUCUUGGCAAUGUUCAAUAAUAUCUUAUUGGAUCACUUUAAGAACAUCAUUUCAAAGUCACCUGUACAAGAAAGUGAAGAGAUACUUUUGUUACUGCAUCACUAUCUACCCAAUGGUCAACUACUGUUUACAUCCAAUCAAUACGCCAAACACACCAAGGCUACCAUUCCUCAACAGCAAUGA
Messenger RNA from Acytostelium subglobosum LB1, 714 nucleotides. RefSeq lists its product as hypothetical. Bases 1 to 714 code for a protein of 237 amino acids. Gene Ontology annotation, biological process: endosomal transport; double-strand break repair via homologous recombination. The transcript is spliced from 3 exons. Gene Ontology annotation, cellular component: lysosome; AP-type membrane coat adaptor complex; cytosol. The record is from RefSeq and is a predicted model, not a curated record. Lineage: Eukaryota; Evosea; Eumycetozoa; Acytosteliales; Acytosteliaceae.